UGUUGCGAGUGCCGUGUGCCAUGGCAUCCCAAAGUGACGAAUCAAAUGCUUCUCGAGACACAGUUGCUCAGAUUGAGCGCUCGAAACUUGAAAACACAUUGGAGCCGCUUUUCGAGGACUCGCGAAUGUGUGACGACGAGGUAGCUGCUCUUGUUGUGGACAAUGGUUCCGGUAUGUGCGAAGCCGGCUUUGCUGGAGAUGAUGCUCCACGAGAUGUGUUCCCGUCUAUUGUUGGGCGUCCUCGUCAUCAGAGUGUGAUGGUUGGAAUGGGACAAAAGGAUUCAUACGUCGGUGACGAAGCUCAAUCAAAUGGA
Molecule: messenger RNA, 314 nt
Organism: Cylicocyclus nassatus
Lineage: Eukaryota; Metazoa; Nematoda; Chromadorea; Rhabditida; Strongylidae
Source: the annotation of a GenBank genome assembly